Molecule: messenger RNA, 806 nt
Organism: Parathielavia appendiculata
Lineage: Eukaryota; Fungi; Ascomycota; Sordariomycetes; Sordariales; Chaetomiaceae
Exons: 1
Coding region: 111-602 (163 amino acids)
Source: RefSeq, a predicted model, not a curated record
GAAACACGCCGAGAAUCACUCGCUGCGUGGCUGAUGCUGUGGCCUGUCCUCUCGUUCAGAGGGGCUGAUGAUUGGCCACCGGUCCACAGUUUCCAGGAUAAGACGCAGGAAUGCUGUCGCUCUGCUUCCCGAAAACGGGAGGGGUUUCGUCAUGCUCUUGGUCUCAAACUCGCACACGAUGGGCUGGAUUUGAUCUCAAAAAGCAGCUCUCUGUUUGCUGGGAAGAUGUGUUGCCAUCUGUUACUGCGGUAAGUCAAUCGCAGAUGCACCGUCAAACUCCACGGUUCAGAGCAUUUGUAUCCGUAGUGCCAUUGGAAUCGAAGAUGAGGUUUGAGGACAUCAGCUGGCGGCCUCCCUUCUGGUGGACGAACAAACACAGCCCUGCCGUCGGGUUUCCUCCGCAUAUCACCGCCUCAGCUGGCGGACAAUUCCAUGCUGGGAGACGUCAGCUGUGGCUAACGUUAGAGUCUGACCAAGGAGGAGACCGACAGCUUGAACUCCACUGUGGCCGUGUCGGCAGGUGGCUGGCUCAGUUAUGCGGAGUCGCCCCGGCAACUACUACAUUGAUCAGCCGGGCAUUUCUUCCCUCCUUCUUGCCUUAAUUCACCUCCUAACGACUAACGUUAACGACGGUGCCACUGCAAGACUGCAACACCGCGUUUACGAGCGAUUGUAGCACUUUGUGCCUUGGUGGUAACUGCAACAGUGCAACCUCCAAGGUCGGGAUCCGCUGUACCCGUCGACCGCCCGAAGCAACAGGGACUUGAACGAUCCAACUUCGCUUGACUCGCUCCAGUCUACCCAAA